CUCCCCAGAAGUCAUUUUGAAUGAUCAAAUCAUGUGUAUGUGACACAAUCCUGGAAUCCACUGAACUUCCUGUUACUUCACAAAGUUCCGAAGCUAUUUUAAUGGCACUCUUAAGAAGCAGGAAAAGAGCGAAGGACUGGAGACGGAGCUGGAUUCAAAAUGAGCUUAGCGUACAUAAACCUGCUCCUGGCAGUUACAGGACUUUUGCAAGUGGUUAUUGCAGGUAAACCCCAGAAGGUUAAGAUUUCCGGUCCUGAGGAGGUGGUAGCUGGAGUGGAUGCCCUGUACGAGUGCUCUGCCCUCUGCACGGGACUCUGUCAUUACUCCUGGCUCUCGGAAGGCCGAACUGUUGAUGGACGCACGUUUACUCUGACUGCUGACGGCGUGAACACAGUCGUGUCGCUGGCGUGCACAGUGUCCGAUGAAGAGCGAAAGAACUUUGAGAGCAAGGUCAUAUCAGUGACAGUGAUAAAUCCCAUUUCCGUGAGGCCGUCAAAAGAUCAGCCGGUGCUUAACCGGGAGCCGAAAGUGGGCCGCUCGUUCAAGCUCACGUGUGAUGGCGCCACUCCACCAGUCACUAUAAUCUGGCUUAAGGGUUUUGAACUUAUUACUUUAAACUCCAGGAUGAGUCUGUCACCCGACAACACCACGCUGUCCUUUAGCAGUCUGGAGGCUAAGGACAGUGGUGAGUACAGGUGCAAAGUCCUUAAUGGAAGUGCCGCUGUCAUAAGCAAGGACUACUGGAUUUAUUUUGGCUUUGUUCAAGUGGGCCUGACUGGGCCGAGAAGUGCUGAAGUGGGCUUUGAGACUGAGUACACAUGCAGUGCAGAGUGUGGGGUGGACUGCACUGUACAGUGGGCGCUGCGUACCGGCUUUCCGAAGGGUAGAUUCAUCGCAGAUGGACCAAAGAUCCGCUGGACUCCGUCUGAACUCGGACAGACCCAGAUCUUCACCUGCCUUGCUCUUAACCCAGUAGCGGGCAAGCUUGGAGAGGUGUCUGUACCUGUGACUGUUAUAGAGGCGCGGCCACGCCCCAGACCCAGCAAUGCCAUCUCAGCCAGGCCCAGUGUUGCCAUGGUGAUCGGUGCCACUCUACUGAUGCUGGUUUGUGCUUUGGCCUGAGGGGGGAGCUCCAGAGCCAGGCACAUAUAAAUGUGUGUCAGGGCUGCAUCCUAGAGGAGCUUUUCCAGUACAGAAUGCAUUCCCUUCUGUUCUAUUCCCUACCCAGACUUCAACAAAAACAUAUGUGUGUGUGUGUGUGUGUGUGUGUGUGUGUGUGUGUGUGUGUGUGUGUGUAUAUAUAUAUAUAUAUAUAUAUAUAUAUAGUGAGCAAUCAUCUACUACUGCUACUGAUCGUAUCUUCUCUGUCAUUAUACCUGUCAGCUUCAUCAGAUAUUCAUAUUCAGCAUUUUUUUAGUGAUAUAACUGAUUAUUAAUGAUUUUUAAAUGUUUAGCACCUUUAUGAGCCAAUAAUAAUCUAAAUUUAAGCCAUACAUAAAACACUAUUGCCCUUUUUGCAAAGCAGUGUCCAAAUAACAUGUUCAGUUUAGUUUUUAGUUUAUUUUUUGUGUCUGAAAUGUAUUUUUCCAUUUGGUUAUAUUGCCUGUUUGAAACGUUGUAAUGCGGCACUGGAUCUGAGAAAGAAAGCAUUUGUAUGAUCGUGAGCGUUAGUAUUAUUAGGGGUCCAAGCACUUAUUAUCAUUUAUUUCAUUACAUGUAUCAUCCAACACAAGCUCCCAGGUUAGCACACCUCUAACUCACAUUCUAAUCUUGUGGUCUGAAUGUAAAUAUACGACGUAUUGGAAAAUUCCACGCUGUGCAGUAAAAUGUUUAAAGUGAGCCCUUCCCUCAGGCCUUUGUCAGAGAGCAGGCCGUGACUCUGUUUGCUGUCCACUCCUUCUGAUGAUAAUUCUCUCUCUCUCUCUGAAUCUCCUCUAUUCACCAAGUCUUUUCAAUCCACAUGAAGGCACACAGGUACACGGUGUCCCAGUAGUAAAACUGAGCCUCUUGCUAAAUGUUUGCAGGUUUGGAAAAUGUCCACACAGCGGUUAAUCAUCUACUGUUACACCGCAUACGUAACUCACUCUGAUGAUGUCAUUUCAGUGUUUCUGUCUUAUCAGCUCAGUUCAUAUCACAUGAAUGCAUUAAAAAGGAAGAGAAGCUACAGCAGUCAUACAAACACAUAAA
Molecule: messenger RNA, 2187 nt
Organism: Pygocentrus nattereri (red-bellied piranha)
Lineage: Eukaryota; Metazoa; Chordata; Actinopteri; Characiformes; Serrasalmidae
Product: hemicentin-1-like
Exons: 6
Coding region: 160-1122 (320 amino acids)
Source: RefSeq, a predicted model, not a curated record